AUGCGAACCGACAUCCUGACCGAUGAGAUCCUCACCACAUUGAAGGAGCGAGACCUUUUGACCAAGCGUGAUGUGAUUGAGUCGGCCCUGACGGAUGGGUCCACGGGCGAGAAGACUGAAGAAUGGGUAUCAAAACACCUAAACCCGAACACCCUGCUCUCGCGGGAGGAGCUUGUCCUAUAUAAGAAGCUUGAGAGCACCGGCACCCUCCAACCUAUCCUCCGCGAUCCCGAACUCGGCGCGACACGACCCUUCCUAGAAGACGAUAUCCGGUCCGCGAUAGAAUCCCUCGAGGCAUCGACGGUGACAAUCCAGAAACAGACAGAGACACUAUCGUUUCAGUGCGAGACACUCAAAAAACAAAUGCGCCAACAAGAGAACUGGGAACAAGACCAAAGUCGGGACAUCGCACGUCUGCGGAAGAAGCAUGAAGCGAGCAGGCAAAGCACGACCAUUGCAGCCAAUGAUCUAUCGGACGAGCUCGAGGCUAGCUUUAGGAGUGCGGUUGAGAAGACAGGCGCUGAGAAUAAACGGAUUCUCUCCACACUGUCUACUCGACUAAAGCAGGACGACAAAGUUCUUGCUGAACUAGAGAUACUUAUAUCGGGAAUCAAGUCAAACGGCAACGAUUCAGCUACGGUUAAGCGAGCCAGUCAGCUUAGCAUCAUGCUGGCAGACUAUAACGCGGAAGAGAUCCAUUACCGUCUUGACCGACUAUACCUCGAAACUAUCCUUCCUGGAUCGUCAAAGACAAGUCAAAGCACCUGUGAAAACGAGAAUAUAGCAGCUUUGCAAGAAGAGCUGGACUCUCUAUACCCCGAGAUUGAAAUUCUGGCAGAAAUGUCCACGAAGCAGCAAUUCUACGAGCCUAUCCUACGAGAAAUCCAUAACCAGCACAGCCAGCUCCGGGCUGCGUCCGAAGAGAAGCUGGAACGAGCCCUAGACGUACUCAUCGACAUGACCACUUCCAAAGAAACCAUAACCAAACAACUCAACGAGCGAGAAUCCUCCUGCGAGCUACUCGAACAACUAGCCACCCUCUACCAAACCGAAGUAGGCAACCCCCUCGCAACCCAGCCCCCCUCCCGUCGCGAAUCUCUCCGACGACGCUCCAUGCAACCAGGACUCCUCCUCACUGCCCCACGCACCAACACCACCUCGCAGCCCGAACAACCCGCACUAGAGAGCCUCCUCCGACGCAGCGGUGUCUCGCCGGAAUCAGUGAUUCGCCCGCGCGCAGAGGACGGCGGGGCUCAGGGUCUACAUGAGAAGCGAAUCCAGCUGUCGGAGACACUACGGGCUCUGGGGAUGGCCGUUGACAAGCCGCUAGUGAGUCAGCUAGUUCCGGCGGAUAAGGCAUUACAUCUUCUUUCGUCGGCUUUACAUGCGAAUUCGCGCUAUGAAGUAUCACUGCGUGAUAUGGAGCUAGAGGAAGCAUUGGCUGGGCUGGAGAGUGAGCUUGGUGAGUUGCAGAAGGGUGUGCAGGGGCUUGAUAUGGAUGUCUUGCAUCAGCGGGAUAAGACACGGGAUCGGUUUCUUGAGCGAUGG
Molecule: messenger RNA, 1548 nt
Organism: Penicillium daleae
Lineage: Eukaryota; Fungi; Ascomycota; Eurotiomycetes; Eurotiales; Aspergillaceae
Exons: 4
Source: RefSeq, a predicted model, not a curated record